UGUGCACAGAGUGCAGACUGCAGACUCUUUUGUGUAAAAAGGCAAUGGUAGAGUGUGGACAGUGGUACAGCUAUACAUGUUAUAAAUAUUUCCGCCGUUCUCGUUCAUCCUACCUUCAAAUCAGCUAUGAGAUAGCGCAUACUAUUCGUGCAUACUAUUCUCCUUACACAUACUCCUACCCAUCCCUACUCUGUAUACUAUCACCUAGUGCUACCACUGUCUCCUACCAAUAGCCAUAGCCCGCCUCACUACCCAUUUUCUCACAGACGUGAAAGAAUAACAAUCAUGCUUACUACGCUAAUAAACGCAAUGAAAGGUGUGGGUGGCACCAUAGCUGACUGGGCGGGAGUAUGCCCUGCGCCACUCAGCGGUGAAGGCUAUCGUGUGGUUGUGGUUACUGGGUGUGACAAUGAGUGCGGAUUCGGACGCAAACUUAGUUUGAGGUUGUUGGAACGGGGGUAUAUAGUGAUAUGUUCGUGUUUCAGCAGGAAGACUGCGCAGCUGUACAAUGAGAAAGACGACGGUAUGAUAGCGUUCGGGGGCGAUCUUACUGAUCGUGCGACUAUGGAUAAGUUUGUAGAGCUGAUUCAAACUACAUUGCAUAGGAAUGAUGAGUAUGUACUGUGGGGGUUGGUGAACAAUGCGGGAGUGGCUAUACCUAGCAACAUCGAAUGGGCGCACCCCGAUACCUACCUACAAACCAUGGCCGUUAAUUUCCACGUGCAUAUUACACUUACUUAUCAUCUACUACCCAUUGUGAAACGAAAUAAAGGCAGUAGGAUCGUUAACGUAUCGUCAGUGUGCGGUUUGGUACCCUUGCCCAUGUGUCCCAGUUAUACAGCCAGUAAACACGCUCUAGAAGCGUACAGCGACGUGUUACGGUGUGAGAUGAGCAUCUGGGGUGUUCAUGUGAGUCUGAUUGAACCAGGUACAAUGGCGACACAAUUGGGCACAUCGCAUUUCGACGAUUGGCUUAAGAGUUAUAACAAUGCACCGGAAAUACGCAAAAGGGACUACGGACAGGAGUGGGCCGACAAUGUGCAUGCAACUGGCAUAGAAGGCGCAAAGUCUAUUGCUUGCAACCCGGAUAUUGCAGUGCAUGACAUGUUGUUAGCAGUAACAUCCAAGCGUCCCAAGACGAGAUACAGAUCCGGGUUUCUGGCGAAGUAUUUCUUCCGGCCGCUGGCUUGGGUCCCAGAUAGAUGGCGGGAUUGGUUUCUGUUCAAGAUGAUGUACAAGGCCACACCUGGAACUCUGCAAUAAUUUCUUGUCGCAAACUGCUGUAACUCUGUGCUACAUUGUACAUAUCUUAUACUAUAUCCUAUUUUGUAUGUGUAGUACUGGUUUGUAUAUGGUUGAGCUAUGGUGAAUAACUCGUAUGCGAUAGGUGCUUGAUGGAUCUUAAUGCCCAUGCUGCUACGUGUCAAUUGCGCAUGUCACGGUGCAGUCCAGUCAGAAAUUGCCGACAACAGAGGCGUGUCAGUUUUACCUCGAUAGAAGAAAAGAUCACAUCUGUGAGUAUACGAGACAUUGCUCGGUAUGAGGGAUCGUACAAGUGUUCACACGCUUGCUGUGGGGCGUUACCUGGGCUUGUUUCAAUCGCCUGUGAUGUGCAUCCAUAGUAGUAUGGCGGAGACGGCUAGCCGGUUAAUAGCCACAGUUGAAGACACCAAUACUGAGUUAUAUCGAUGCUGGACACUAUGUGCGUUUCAAAUCACAUAUAUUAGGCAUCCCAAUUUUCUUGAUGUGUCAAGCAGGGCAUGUGUGAAAAUAGGCUAGCGACAGACGUGGGCUGAUGUGGUGAAUCCGAUCUCAUUACGCUGCAAGUACUGACGUGGUAGUCGUACGGAUACGGCAGGGUAUGACAAUAAAUUAGCUGUGAGUAGUG
Molecule: messenger RNA, 1888 nt
Organism: Sphaeroforma arctica JP610
Lineage: Eukaryota; Ichthyosporea; Ichthyophonida
Exons: 1
Coding region: 286-1263 (325 amino acids)
Molecular function (GO): oxidoreductase activity
Source: RefSeq, a predicted model, not a curated record